AUGCCGCCCAUUCCGGUCAUUCACACCCUCCCACCACUCAGAUAUCUACUUUCGCGGGCGGCCCACAUCUCGUCGCGCGCGCAUCCCCUCCCCGUCACCCCCGUCGCCUUUCCCAUUCCCGUCACCUCCUCCCCGUCGACUUCCAUCCUCGUCGCCUCUCCUCCUUCUCACAUUCCAUCUCCUUCCCAUCGCCUUCCAUUCUGUCGCCUCCUCCCCGUCGCCUUGCAUAUCCAUCGCCACUCACCCCCGUCGCCUACCCCGCCGUGUUUCCCCUCUCCUCCCCGUGGCCUCAACCCCUGCUCCAUCCUUGCUCGCCUCCUUGCUUCCUUCCUCAUUCCUCGUCCAUCCCUUCCCCGCGGUGACUCAAAAGUCUUUCCCCGCUCCUCCCUUUCUCCCGUGCUCUCUUCAUCCCGUCGUCCCUUACUACCUCCCUCGCUCGCUUCAGCUUCAUCAGAUGUGCCUUGCGCAUACCCUUCUCUCGCCCCAUCCUCACCCCACCCUCACCCCACCCUCACCCCACCCUCACCCCACCCUCACCCUACCCUCGCCCCACCCCCACCCCACCCUCACCCCACCCUCGCCUCCUCUUUCCAUUCCCUUUCCCUUCCCUUCUUCCUUCUUGACCCCUUCACAUCCCCUUCCCUCCUCUCUUCUCUCCUAUUUGUCCCAUUGACAGGCGUGCGGACACCCACGUCUCUCUCAACCAGCAACACGCUCUGCCUUCCCUCUCUGCACCCCCCAUCCGCACAGUGGUACACUCGUCUAUCCCAGCCUCUGUGGGGAUGGGGGGUGCAGAGAGGGAAGGCAAAAACCUGUCUCAACCCCUCAGCGUCUGUGCCUCAACCUGUCGGGUUUAGUCUCUUGCUUCCUCACCCUAAGGGGCGUGCACGUCUUUCUCAGUCAGCAGUGACAACUGCCUUCCCCUUUCCCCUCUCCCUUUCACCCUCUCCGCUUCCCCCUCUCCCCUUCCCCCUCUCCGCUUCCCCCUCUCCCCUUCCCCCUCUCCGCUUCCCCCUCUCCCCUUCCCCCUCUCCGCUUCCCCCUCUCCCCUUCCCCCUCUCCGCUUCCCCCUCUCCCCUUCCCCCUCUCCCCCACCAGUACGACUCCCCUCUGUGCCUCAACCUCUCGGGCUUGUUGCUGUUCUUCCUCCUCCUGAGGGGUGCACAUGUCUCUGUGGCAGUGCUGUGCCGGCUUGCUGCUAUUCUUCCUCGCCCUGAGGGGUUACCACCUGCCGCUGUGCGGCUGUGCCUCAACCCCCACCCCACAGUGCUACACGGCCCUGGGCCUCUUUUUGAGAAUUCUAAAAAACCAGCUACACGGCUUCCCUUGCUUCCUUACCCUGAGGGGCCUCCCUUGCUUCCUUACCCUGAGGGGCACCCACGUCUCUCCCGCAACACGCGCUGCCUUCCCUCUCUGCAACCCCCGCCCCCACAGUACUACACGCUUCUGUGCCUCAACCUGCCGGCAAAUCUCGCUUCUCCUUUCAGUCCUCUUCCUCCACCCACCUCUGCACUCCUCUUCCUCACACUAAGGGAUGUGCAUGCCUCUCUGGCCGUGGCAGUGCAGUGCCGGUCAGCAACCACCACUGCCUUCCCCCUCUCCCCGAAACAAACAACACAACCCCCCCUCCGCUUCCCCCCUUCCCAGUACUACGUGCCUCUCUGCCUCAACCUCUCUGGUUUAGUCCUCUUCUUCCUCACAUUAAGAGGCGUGCAUGUCUCUGUGGCCGUGCCGGUCAGCAACGGGGCUACCUUUGCCUUCAACGCAGCAGCUGCCUAUGCGUUUGGGGAGAAAAUACAACUAUACUAUGUGCCGCUGUGCCUCAACCUCUCGGGUUUGGUCCUCUUCUUCCUCACAUUAAGAGGCGUGCACGUCUCUGUGGCAGUGCCUGUCAGCAACGGUGCCACCUUUGGCUUCAACGCAGCAGCUGGCUAUGCGUUUGGGGAGAAAAUACAGCCAUACUACGUGCCUCUGUGCCUCAACCUCUCGGGUUCGGUCCUCUUCUUCCUCACCCUACGAGGCGUGCACGUCUCUGUGGCAGUGCCGGUCAGCAACGGGGCCACCUUUGCCUUCAACGCAGCAGCUGGCUGUGCGUUUGGGGAGAAAAUACAGCCAGCGUUAGCAUUGGGGGGUGUAUCGCUGGCUGUGCUAGGCAUUGCCUUGUGUGUAUAG
This is a messenger RNA of Closterium sp. NIES-65, 2172 nucleotides long. The record is from the annotation of a GenBank genome assembly. Lineage: Eukaryota; Viridiplantae; Streptophyta; Zygnematophyceae; Desmidiales; Closteriaceae.